AUGAACAUCAUUUAUCCGCACCAUCAUCACAAAGUUAGCCUUGUGUUGGUGAUGCUUUUGGUUGUAUCCAUGUUGAUGAUGAAUCAACAACAACAAGUAAGGGCUGCGGAAUUAACUUCUUCAGAAAAGACAGCCAUUUUGAAUGCCCACAAUUCCGCACGUUUAUCAGUGGCUCCGACUCCACUUAACAAGUUAGCAGCCUUGGAAUGGAGUGAUGAAUUGGCAUCUAGGGCAGCUUCUUGGCUUACUAAAUGUGCUGCAGGACCAUCAAGUAAUUCUCUCAAUUUGGGCGUAAAUAUUCAUGUCAGUAUGAAGGGAAAUAUGUCAGUGGUGGAUAUUGUGAAUGAAUGGACUUUAGAAUCUUCUAAAUAUGACUUUACAAAUAAUUAUUGUUCUAGUGGUGAUUGCCAACAUUAUAUUCAAGUUGUCUCAGCAGCUUCCACCAAAGUCGGGUGUUCCAGAGCUACCUGUGCAAAAGUGUUCAACAAGCCAGAAUUGAAUGGAGCUACCUUGAUUGUUUGUAAUUAUUCACCUAAACCAAAUGUAUUAGAUAGACCAUAU
Naegleria gruberi is the source of this 561-nucleotide messenger RNA. RefSeq lists its product as uncharacterized. The transcript is spliced from 2 exons. The record is from RefSeq and is a predicted model, not a curated record. NCBI's taxonomy places the organism in Eukaryota, Heterolobosea, Eutetramitea, Acrasida, Naegleriidae. The annotation marks the transcript as partial.